AUGGCAUUCGCAUCACGAGCAUUUCUUAAAUCGGUAGAGGGAAAGGUAUUCCUGAACAACAAGUGGGUCACCCCCGCCUCCAAAGCCGUCUCCUCCCUCUACAACCCCUACGAUAACUCCCUCGUCUCCUCCGCCCACGCCAUCGGCAACCAGCACGACGUCGACACCGCCGUCUCCUCCGCCCGCACUGCCUUCCACGGCCCCUGGUCCAAAUUCACAGGUGGCCAGCGCGGCGCUGUGCUCAACAAGUUCGCAGAUCUGCUCGAUGCCAAUGCUGAAGAAGCCGCGUUCUAUGAGUCCAUUUGCUCUGGGCGCGUGCGCUCGCAGCUGAAGUACGAAGUCCCGUUUAUCAGUAGUAUAAUAAGGUAUUACGCGGGUUGGAGCGACAAGAUCGAGGGCGACGUGCUGAGCGAUGACGCGGAUGGGUUCUACAAGAUAAUACGGCGGGAGGCGCUAGGGGUUUGUGCGGGGAUCACGCCGUGGAAUGGGCCGUUGAUGGUGUUUGCGCUGAAGGCUGCACCCGCUUUAGCGACCGGUAACACGUUUAUAUUGAAGCCGCCGGAGAAAAGCCCGCUGAGUUCGCUGUUUGCGGCGAGUCUGCUGCCUGCUGCUGGAUUGCCGGAGGGCGUGCUGAACGUGGUCACGGGGGAUGGGAGUACGGGUGCGAUGCUAGCGAGCCAUAUGAAGGUGGAUAUGGUUAGCUUCACGGGGAGUGUGCCUACUGGGAAGAAGAUUGCGGAUGCGGCGAACAACAGCAAUAUGAAGAGGUGUGCAUUGGAGCUGGGAGGGAAGAGCCCAGCACUCGUGUUUCCGGACGCGAAUAUCAAGAAGGCGAUUCCAGAACUGGUGCGGGGCAUUACGCAGAACGCUGGACAGGUCUGCGUCGCGUCGAGCAGGGUGUAUGUGCAUGAGGAUAUCGCGGACGAGCUUAUUGCUGGGAUAAAGGCAGGCUUUGAGGCGAUUUCGGUUGGAGAAGAUCCCCAAGAUCCGUCAACGACUUUUGGGCCGGUCGUGGAUCCGGUGCAGUACCAAAAAGUGAACGAGUUUAUCGAGAAGGGUAAGACGGAAGCAACGCUCGUUACGGGUGGGGAGAAGUAUGAGAAGGGAGGAAGUUAUGUUACACCCACCGUCUUCAAGAUCACCGAUGCGAAUGCGGCGGUAUACAAGCAGGAAAUAUUUGGACCUGUUCUUGUUGUGAGGACGUUCAAAACGGAGGAGGAAGCUGUGGACAUGGCAAACGAUUCGGAAUUCGGACUAGCCGCCUACCUCUGGACGGAAGACCACCGUCGUAUCCUCAGGGUUACGAAGCAGUUACAGGCCGGACACAUUGGUGUAAACGCAGGCGUUGCGCUCUUCCCUACCGCGCCGUUUGGCGGGUAUAAGAGCAGUGGUGUAGGCAAAGAGAUGGGAAAGCUCGCCCUGCAAGACUACACAAACGUGAAAUCGAUUUACAUUAGGUGA
Messenger RNA from Mytilinidion resinicola, 1461 nucleotides. RefSeq names its product aldehyde dehydrogenase. Gene Ontology annotation, molecular function: aldehyde dehydrogenase (NAD+) activity. Lineage: Eukaryota; Fungi; Ascomycota; Dothideomycetes; Mytilinidiales; Mytilinidiaceae. The coding region runs from base 1 to 1461 and encodes 486 amino acids. The record is from RefSeq and is a predicted model, not a curated record. The transcript is spliced from 4 exons.